AUGAAGAGCUCGAUUAAUCUCUGCGUGUUGCUCUCCAUGCUGUCUAUGGUCCUCGUCGUACACUCCGAGCCAAUCCCUUUUGCUCAACAGUCUUUGAAAGCCCCUUCAACCACCGAUGGUCUGCAGCCGCCGAAAAUCGAAUAUGCCGUAAGUUUGGGUUGGUGUAACGCGGCGGACGUGAUCCAGUGGCAAAAAACGCACCAUUUUGCAUGCGGGAAGUAUCAAAAAUGUAGCAAAAUAAGUCACUCUCCAACUGAAAAGACUCCGGUUUCAAAAGCAAGCCCUUUCCCUCACAAAAAGAGACGCGCUUUUGAAAUCGGGGUUUCUACAUUUGUAGAGGGAGGUAUUUUGCUGCAUUUUUUAUGCUUCCCGGGUGCACAAUGGUACGUUCUUUGCAACUGGUUCAGAUCCGCCAUUGUAACAUCGAUAAUGCUAUGAUUAUGUCCGUUCUCAGGGUCAUUACACCUCAGUUUUUACUCAUCAUAAACCGUAACAACCCGUUUUUAGUAUGACAAAUUCAAACGUGGGGUCGACUUAACACAGACUGACAAUUUCUGCAAAGGAUUCAAGUUCGGAUACAUCCCGGAUAUUUUAAAUUAUUUGCAGCUAUACGGUAAGAAAGAUGCUUUUUAUUGAUUUUUUUUAAUCGGGCAUCCUAUAUAUCACAAAGGGUGCCGUUGACCGUCCAGCCAUUGUAUAACACGUCACAUCCUACUUUUCGUUUUUCAAAACGGGCGGUUUAAAACCGCUCAUCUUCUUCUCUCUCCCGCCAGCACACCUUAUAGUUUUUAAACGUUUUUGUUAUGUACAUCCAUACAUGUCAUUGCAGAGCUUCUGCAAACGUCCAAAAACCACUUGACAAAUGGCCGUAUUGCCAUUGGACUCAAAGUGACUGUUCCAGCAACUGCAUCUCCACAGAAGCCGCCCACAAUUGAGUGGGUGGGCACCGCAGACUUCAAGCAUGUAGUCUCCUACGCCCCCUUUGAUGGCGACGCUUUGCCAACCGCCGUCCCCACUGACAAAACUUAUUUCUACGAGAUGGACGCGGGUGAUGGGAAAUGGUAUGCAAAGGACAUUGCACAACAUGGUACUGCAUACACAGGAGUAAGUCUGAGACAACCCAAGACUCAUCACAUGGCGUACAGUGGCGGACUUGAUCCAGUGGUAAAAACGUACCAUUUUGCUUCUGGGAAGUAUCAAAAACGCAGCAAAAUACCCCCUUUUCCAAGUGAGAAGGCUCCGGUUUCAAGCGCCACGUCAAAGAAAAAGUGAAAAAACAAGGAACCUCGGAUCAUUGAUUUUUGACGAAAUGUCGCUGAAUUAUCGGGUCACAAAAGAAAACUUUCCCAGAGAAUUUCGAGAAAAAUAUUUUUUCGAAGAGGAAAAUAAUUUUUCAAGCUCGAUAAUUCUGUGGCACUUCGCAAAAAAUCAAUGAUCCGAGGUUCCUUGUUUUUUCAAUUUUCUGAAAGAAUUGUUUUGACGUGAGCGCCCUUUCCCUCGAAAAAAGAGACGCGCUUUUGAAAUCGGUCUUUUCAUUUGGAAAGGGGGUAUUUUGCUGCGUUUUUGAUACUUCCCGGAUGCAAAAUGGUACGUUUUUCCCGCUGGAUCAAGUCCGCCAAUGUACACUUACAAUAAGUUUCUGUUUCAGACGAUACUCUGCAGCAAACUGCUGACCAGCAAAAGCGACGAGUUAUAA
Bursaphelenchus xylophilus (pine wood nematode) is the source of this 1696-nucleotide messenger RNA. The record is from the annotation of a GenBank genome assembly. Lineage: Eukaryota; Metazoa; Nematoda; Chromadorea; Rhabditida; Aphelenchoididae.